UUGAAGAAGCGCGUCUAUCAGCAGACAGGAGACGAGAGAGGAAAGCGCACUCAACUAAAGAUAUCCGACAGAAGCGUCUCAGCACGGAUACGUUUCUAAAUUCAUUAGAUAUACACACUUACACGCGGGAUUUGGUGAACACCGGAGCCGGACGGAAAACUUUAAUUAACGGUGAACAGAUUCUCUCGCGAACCCUGAAGGAAAAAAAAAAAAAAAUGAGCUCCUUGUGGAUUUAGUUUGGAUGUAUUUGUGGCUCUGCGGUCGCUUCUUUUAAGUUUUCGUUAACUUUUUACUUUUUUAUGGACAUUUCGUCACGAGUUUUCUUCCGAAAUCGGCUCAUUUGCAUAACAUGAUUGCUUUCGGACCACGAGUGUCGUGGUGUUGACGAAAAGGCACCGGGAGUAUUGUCACAGAGAAACUUUUUUUCUUCUUCUUUUUCUAGUAUUUGUCGGCUUUCCUCAAAAUGCAGCACUGUUGUGGGAUUACAAAAUAUUUUCUUGUGUUUUUUUGCCUGGCCUUGCAGCCAUCCUGCGGCCAGUAUCACGGAGAGAAGGGCAUUUCCAUUCCCGAACACGGCUUCUGCCAGCCCAUAUCGAUCCCUCUGUGUACGGACAUUGCCUACAAUCAAACCAUUAUGCCUAACCUUUUGGGUCACACCAAUCAGGAGGACGCCGGACUGGAAGUGCACCAGUUCUACCCUCUCGUCAAAGUCCAGUGCUCGAUGGACCUGAAGUUCUUCCUCUGCUCCAUGUACGCACCGGUGUGCACGGUGCUCGAGCAAGCCAUCCCGCCGUGUCGCUCCCUGUGUGAGCGGGCGAGACAGGGCUGCGAGGCCCUCAUGAACAAGUUCGGCUUCCAGUGGCCCGAGAGACUCCGCUGCGAGAAUUUCCCCGUCCACGGCGCGGGAGAGAUCUGCGUGGGCCAGAACACGUCGGACUCUGGAAGCCCGACAUCUGACCCGACGCCCUACGUACCCGAACUGAUCACGUUAGGGCCAAGCGUGGUCAGACCCAGUCAGCAAUUCACAUGCCCACUGCAGCUGAAAGUGCCCACUUACCUCAAGUACCACUUCAUGGGCGAAAAAGACUGUGGUGCGCCAUGCGAGCCCACUAAACCCAACGGAUUGAUGUAUUUCCGGGAGGAGGAGGUCAAAUUCGGCCGGCUUUGGGUGGGCAUUUGGUCCAUUUUGUGUUGCGUUAGUACCCUGUUCACUGUGCUCACAUACUUGGUGGACAUGAGGCGGUUUCGCUACCCAGAGAGGCCCAUCAUCUUCCUCUCGGGCUGCUAUUUCAUGGUGGCCGUCGCCUACGCGGCAGGUUUUUUCUUUGAAGACAAAGUAGUUUGCAUUGACAAGUUUAACGAUGAUGGCUACAAGACUGUGGCCCAGGGCACGAAGAAAGAGGGAUGCACUAUUCUCUUCAUGAUCCUCUACUUCUUCGGCAUGGCAAGCUCAAUUUGGUGGGUCAUUCUGUCCCUCACAUGGUUCCUCUCUGCGGGAAUGAAGUGGGGUCACGAAGCUAUCGAGGCCAACUCUCAGUACUUCCACCUCGCUGCUUGGGCUGUGCCAGCAGUUAAGACUAUUACCAUUCUCGCCAUGGGACAAGUGGACGGUGACCUCCUCACCGGGGUGUGCUACGUUGGCAUCUACAACGUGGACUCCCUGCGCGGGUUCGUGCUGGCGCCGCUCUUCGUCUACCUCUUCAUCGGCACCUCUUUUCUCCUGGCCGGGUUCGUGUCACUUUUCCGCAUCAGAACCAUCAUGAAGCACGACGGCACCAAGACGGAGAAGCUGGAGAAGCUGAUGGUGCGCAUCGGCGUGUUCAGCGUGCUCUACACGGUACCGGCGACGAUUGUAAUCGCCUGUUAUUUCUAUGAGCAGGCUUUCCGAGAGCAGUGGGAGAAAACCUGGCACAUGCAAACGUGUAAGCGCUUUGCUGUCCCUUGCCCAGUCAAUAACUUUGCCCCCAUGUCUCCGGAUUUCACCGUCUUCAUGAUAAAGUAUCUGAUGACCAUGAUCGUGGGAAUCACCUCUGGAUUUUGGAUAUGGUCUGGGAAGACCCUGCAGUCUUGGCGCAGGUUUUAUAAAAGGCUCAGUAAUAGUAAUCAAGGGGAGACAACGGUAUGAAAAAUUAGACCCGAUCGACCAUGUCGUCCAGAUGUACUUUGUGUGCAACUUUAGUCCGAGAUGAACUUUUACAUGUCGAUUGAACUCAAUGGACACACAUUGCGCCUAAAGGUGUUUCCACAGUGAAGACGGACCACCGGGCCACAUCAUGAACAGUGUUAUCUGCCAGAGUCUGUUUGAACCAUCGGUUUUGCUCAUAUGUAUAUGGGGGGAAAAGACAUUUGACUAUAUUUUUGUGUAACAAAAUGUAAUUUGCAGAUGCGAUCUCUGUAGACGUAUACAUUUCAUGCAGUGCUUAAUGCUUUGGCACACUUUGCAAUGUUCACGGUUCUGUAUACAUGAGAUUUGGACGUAAUUUGCCUUAUACGUGUACCAUCCCAUGUUUUAGCUCUAGGGACUUGUAUGACUUUCCCAGCCCUCCGUUGACAAUCAUGCAUACGUCUUUGGCAUAAAUGGACCUUGAAAUGCGCGUUAGGAUUGGGGAUAGUUUUAUGCAUGUGUACAGCUGUGAAUUUAUGUGCAAGCUCCCUUUAAACGAUGUAACGUGUAAAUAAUCACCUUUUCUCAAAGAGUAUAUGUAUUUAUGAAAAUAAUCGUGCUGUUUUUUUUUUUUAAAUGAUUUUUAACAUUUCGUAAGAGACCUUUGUAUCUGUACAGUUUCGCUGAAUAAAAUAAUUAGAUUUUUAGUGAACUGCCUCACUUGUUUAAUUCAGUUGACAUUAAUGGUUGUUGGUCUGGCCUGUAUUCUUAAUUUCUAAACCAGUUUCAUAUUUAACAUUCUGAACAGGAGGCACCACGACCACGUGUUACAUUUUAUGUUUUUAGAACUGACAUUUAGUGAUACAGACCAAAGAAUGACUUCUUUGAAUAGUAAAUGAGCAAGCCCCAAAUAAGAUCAAGUGCUUAGUUAUAUUUUCUAAUAUGUUUUGAGAGACUUUUUUUUUUCCUGUGGGAAAUUAAUUUGAUCAGAAAAAGUACCAAAAAAAAAAAGGGUGAGAAUUUGGACCGCGGUGCUAUUAAACUAAACGAAUAAAACAUAUAAAACAUUAUAUGAUAAAACAUUUGUCUUUGUCACAGAAACUCGUGCAGCUUAACCGAAAAAAAGUUUAAGACCAAUGCUUUGGCGCCACCCUUAGGUGAUUGAUAUAUUGCCUGUACUGAAAUCAUAAUUAUAUUUUAUUUUAUUUUUUUAAACGUUUUUUUACGUUUUUUUAUGAAAUGCAAAAAAAUAAUAAUAAUAAUAAAAUAAUAAUU
Molecule: messenger RNA, 3379 nt
Organism: Myxocyprinus asiaticus (Chinese sucker)
Lineage: Eukaryota; Metazoa; Chordata; Actinopteri; Cypriniformes; Catostomidae
Product: frizzled-7-A-like
Exons: 1
Coding region: 464-2125 (553 amino acids)
Biological process (GO): canonical Wnt signaling pathway; non-canonical Wnt signaling pathway
Cellular component (GO): plasma membrane
Molecular function (GO): Wnt-protein binding; Wnt receptor activity
Source: RefSeq, a predicted model, not a curated record